This is a messenger RNA of Dromaius novaehollandiae (emu), 1569 nucleotides long. RefSeq names its product DBH-like monooxygenase protein 2. The coding region runs from base 1 to 1569 and encodes 522 amino acids. The transcript is spliced from 12 exons. Lineage: Eukaryota; Metazoa; Chordata; Aves; Casuariiformes; Dromaiidae. The record is from RefSeq and is a predicted model, not a curated record. Gene Ontology annotation, cellular component: secretory granule membrane. Gene Ontology annotation, molecular function: copper ion binding; dopamine beta-monooxygenase activity. Gene Ontology annotation, biological process: norepinephrine biosynthetic process; dopamine catabolic process; octopamine biosynthetic process.
AUGGUCUACCUCCGCUGGGACCAUGAUGAACAGGAGAUGAUGACCUUUGAGCUGCAGGUCCAUACGACUGGCUGGGUGGCAUUUGGGUUCAGCCCUCAUGGAGAGUUACCUGGAUCUGACGUUGUGAUUGGAGGUGUCUUCCCUAAUGGCAGCAUCUAUUUUUCUGAUUGUCAUGUUGUAGAUGAGGCCACCCUUGAGGAAGAUGAGAGCCAGGACUACCAACUGCUGUCACUGACAGAGGAUGAGACCUUCACCACCAUGCUGUUCACACGCCAGCUCCAGACAUGUGACCUGAAUGACCUGGAUAUCACAUUUGCUGUUCCUGCUGAAGAAACUAAGUAUGCCUGUACCUUUAUCCCACUGCCCAUGGUCAAACAGAAACACCACAUCUACAAGUUCGAACCUGUAAUAACACCCCACAACAUAACUUUGAUUCAUCACAUUCUGGUUUAUGCCUGUGGCAAUGCCAGUGUGUUACCCAGUGGCAUAGAUGAUUGCUAUGGAGCUGAUCCAGAUUUUGCCCUGUGCUCUCAGGUGCUUGUGGGCUGGGCUGUUGGGGGAGAGUCCUAUCAAUUUCCGGAUGAAGCUGCAUUCUCCAUAGGGACACCUUUGGAUCCUCAAUACAUCCGACUGGAAAUCCACUACAGCAAUUCUGACUUGUUACCAGGUUUGAUUGACAGCUCAGGGGUACGAAUCUACUACACGCCGGAGCUACGGAAAUAUGAUGUGGGGACUCUGCAAACAGGCAUCUUCAUUUUCCCUGUACAUUUCAUCCCUCCUGGAGCAGAAUCCUACAGAUCUUAUGGCCUUUGCAAUACUAGCCAGUUUGAUGAAAUGAAUGGGACGCCAGUUCCGGAGCUGCACGUGUUUGCGUACCUCCUUCACACCCACCUGUCUGGCAGAGGAGUGAAAGCUGCCCAAUACCGGAAUGGUGAGCAGCUGGGGAUCAUCUGUGAGGACAAUAAGUAUGACUUCACACUGCAGGAGAUUCGGGACAUGAAGGAAAUCCUCACAAUCAAACCAGGGGAUGAGAUCCUGGUGGAAUGUAGAUUUCAGACACUGGAUCGGUCAGGGAUUACUUUCGGUGGGCCGAGCACCAUGAAUGAGAUGUGCCUUGCAUUCCUCUUCUACUACCCUCGUAACAACAUCUCCAGUUGUAUGGGCUACCCUGACAUUUUGUAUAUUGCACACGUACUCAAGCAGGAGGCCUCAGAUACAGUGGAAGGAAUGAUGGCCAUGGACUUUGUUGACUGGGACAAUGAGACCAUCAAAAUUGCAGAGAAAGCAGCCAAGGAAGCAGAUCAAGUAGUUGUAAUUAAAACAAUUAAUGAACUGCAGAAAAGUGAGAGAGGUCUAAUCAGAGACAUUAUUAUUCCAGAGCGGGCUGCCUGUCACAAUAUUUCAGAAAACCUCUCACUGUCAGAUCUGAGGGCUGCCACAAACCUUCGUUUGGCUGCAGUGCACAGGUCUGAGUCAUCGACCACCAAAGAGAUGGCUUCACUUUCUCUACUUUCUCUCACACAGCUGGUGUUUGCUUGGCUUAUCUUGUCCUCUGAGCUUAAGAUGUAA